GCGCCAGCGCCAGCGCGCUCCGCCGCCGGCAUCUCCUCCUUCUCCUCCCGGCGCCUUUCCCGCCCCCUCCACCUUCUCUCUACCUGGGUGGCAGGGAAGGAAGAAACAAUUCAGUCAAGAUGGCUAAAGGUGAUCCCAAGAAACCAAAGGGCAAGAUGUCUGCUUAUGCCUUCUUUGUGCAGACGUGCAGAGAGGAACAUAAGAAGAAGAAUCCAGAGGUUCCUGUCAAUUUUGCCGAAUUUUCCAAGAAGUGCUCUGAGAGGUGGAAGACAAUGUCUGGGAAAGAGAAGUCUAAAUUUGACGAGAUGGCAAAGGCAGAUAAAGUACGCUAUGAUCGAGAAAUGAAGGAUUAUGGACCAGCUAAAGGAGGCAAGAAGAAGAAGGAUCCUAAUGCCCCCAAAAGGCCACCGUCUGGAUUCUUUCUCUUCUGUUCAGAAUUCCGCCCCAAGAUCAAAUCCACAAACCCCGGCAUCUCUAUCGGAGAUGUGGCAAAGAAGCUGGGUGAGAUGUGGAAUAACUUAAGCGACAGUGAAAAGCAGCCUUACAACAAUAAGGCGGCAAAGCUGAAGGAGAAAUAUGAGAAGGAUGUUGCUGACUAUAAGUCUAAAGGAAAAUUUGAUGGCGCAAAGGGUCCUGCUAAAGUUGCCCGAAAAAAAGUCGAAGAGGAAGAUGAAGAAGACGAGGAGGAAGAAGAGGAGGAGGAGGAUGAGGAGGAUGAGGAGGAUGAAUAAAAAACUGUUGAUCUGUCUCCUUGUGAAUACCUUAGAGUAGGGGAGCGCCGUAAUCGACACAGCUCUUAUUAGAGCCCUGUCUGUUGCCCUCAUUAGGAUUAAUUACACAAUUGGAUCAUGAUCAUAUAGUAGUCUCUCAAAGUGCUCUAGAAAUUGUCAGUGGUUUACAUGAAGUGGCCAUGGGUGUCUGGAGCACCCUGAAACUGUAUCAAAGUUGUACAUAUUUCCAAACAUUUUAAAAACAAAAAGGCUCUCGUGUUCUCCUCACUCUGUGCACUUUGCUAUUGGUGUGACAAGGCAUUUAAAGAUGUUUCUGGCAUUUUCUUUCUUUUUUUUUAAUCUGUAAGGUGGUGUUAACUAUAUGGUUAUUGGCUAGAAAUCCUGAGUUCUCAACUGUACAUAUCUAUAGUUUGUAAAAAGAACAAAACAACCGGGACAAGCUCUUGAUGUUCCUUGCUUGGCGUUGAGGUGGUGGGGAAGAUGCCUUUUGGAGGGGCCGUAGCUCAGGGCGUGCACUGUGAGGCUGGACCUGUGGACACUGCAGUGGGCAUCCAUUUGGCUUCAGGUUGUCUUGUUUUUGUAUAUAGUGACAUAGCAUUCUGCUGCCAUUCUUAGCUGUGGAAAAGGGGGGUCAGCUGGCAUGAGAAGUGUUUGGAUCUUUUUUAGUUAAGUGUGGUAGUUUUAAACUGUUUGUUUUUAAACAAACUAGAACUCUUCAUUGUCAGCAAAGUGAAGAGCCACUGCAUCAAUGAAAGUUCAAGAACCUUCUGUACUAAACACAAUUUGCAACGUUUUGUUAUUUUUUGUAUGUUUAGAAUGCUGAAAUGUUUUUGAAGUUAAAUAAACAGUAUUACAUUUUUUAAGCUGUUCUCUAUUGUAACAGUCUAAAUUUCUGACUCAUAGCAGUCUUAGUGGCAAAACAACCCACUCCCAUUAUAUUUGGUGACUAGCCUCCCUGUAAAUCUGGCAGUUUAUCUUAAUGUGGCCAGCUUACUUAGGACGAGAUGAAGAGGGCUACUUAAAGCUACUGCGUGAUUUUGUGCUUGAAUGGCAUUAAGAUCAAGUCUUAAAUAUCGACUGUAACAAGAUAACUUGACACAGGCAAGGUUUAGCAGCCUUCACGGUGUAGGAAGUUGGGUGGUUAGAUUGAGGCUGAGUACUAUGUAGGUUUAAUUUUUUUUUUGGCUUCCUACCCCAUUCUGACACUGGGGCCAAAUUCAUUGCUAAAAGGCAAAAGCUGUCCUCUCGAGGGUAUGUAUGGUGUGUCGUAUAUUCAGGCUUCAUCCCCUCUGAUCCCAGUACAUGUAGCAGAACAUAUGUUCAGCUCAACAAUUGAGGUCAUGAGCUGCUGCUGCUGUCUCCUGGACCCCAAUGAGGGAGGUGGGGUAGGGAACAGUAUCCAGUUCUCCUACUUCAUGAAACCAAACAGCCCAACGAAGAUUGCUGGGGCUCCUGUUGGCAGGCUCCAUGUUGGGGCAGCUGAGCUGCAAGGCAGGCUGAUGGAAUCUAUUGUUUCUAAGCACUAAAUGUAUCAAUCAGAUGGAAAGUUGAAUGGCCUACCCAAGAAUUGAGCUCAUUGGAAAUGCGGAUUGUUAAUGUUCUUAAACCGAAAGAUUGGUUUGUGUUUCAGUGGUUAUUUCAUGUUGGUAGACGGUGUAACACUUUGGCCAAGUUGAGGUGAACGUUGAUGGCCACCCCAAAAUGGUGAUAUUAAAUAUAAUUUUGAUUGCUGA
Pteropus alecto (black flying fox) is the source of this 2464-nucleotide messenger RNA. RefSeq names its product high mobility group box 3 (gene HMGB3). Gene Ontology annotation, cellular component: nucleus. The transcript is spliced from 5 exons. Gene Ontology annotation, molecular function: DNA binding, bending. Lineage: Eukaryota; Metazoa; Chordata; Mammalia; Chiroptera; Pteropodidae. Gene Ontology annotation, biological process: regulation of transcription by RNA polymerase II. Bases 120 to 731 code for a protein of 203 amino acids. The record is from RefSeq and is a predicted model, not a curated record.